AUGCAUUCAAUAUCUGACCUUACCACUUAUUGCAGAAAAACUGGGGGCGAUGUUCCAGCAAAACUUGUCGGCGCCUCGACCACCGUUGUCGGUUCAAAAAUGUAUCUUUUCGGCGGUCGUCUAGUCACAGAACGACGUAUGGUCUCUGACCUGUACGUCUUCGACCUCGAAUCCUUUGUUUGGGAGAAAAUACCUCAAUUUACCGACGACGACAUACCUGCAGCACGUUAUUUCCAUUGUGCUGAAACUUGGAACAACCAACUGAUCAUAUUCGGUGGUAUGGGUAACACUCCAAAUUCAAACAACCCAGAAGACCUUUGCGUACUGAACGACGUUCGUUUUCUCGACCUAUCCACCAUGCACUGGCUGCCUGCGUCAUACUCAAACGGAGCAACUUCGGAUUCCAACGCGGAGGGUCUAGUACCUAAACCACGAUAUGCACACCUGUCAUCCAUCACUGCAGAUCGCAUGUUCAUAAUUGGUGGCCAAGAUCUAUCAAAUAUCUGGCUGGAUGAUGUAUAUGUCUAUGAUCUAUUAGGCAAAGCUUGGGUGGAGCAUCGUGAUUUCCCUCAUCAUUGUGGCACUUACCGCAGUGUUGCUGUAUCAGCCGACCUACGUGUACGCUUGCCUCGAGAUGAAAUACGUGCUUCGGACUCGACGUCAACAUUAGGGCCUCCUGGCACCCGCUUCAAGGCUGACAAAAUACCAUCAUCUUCACAAGAAUUUACAUCAUCUGAAUCUCUCGUCCAUCUUCCCUAUUCUACAUUACCCACUGACGACUAUCCAAAUGAUAUCUACCUGUACAGUAACUACAACUUCACCGAUGUCAAACGCGAACUCGAGGUGUUUUCGCCACUCCCUGACACCGACUUUACGAUCAUCGAACGCUCCACAGCAAUGUCAGGAACUUCAUUCCCCCCCGGCCUUCGCUUCCCGUCUGGUGCUAUCCUGGGCACUCAUUUCAUCAUAGCAGGCACAUACAUUGCCCACAGUUAUCAAUCUUAUUCCAUAUGGGCGCUUGACCUCCAAACCAUGAUUUGGUCGCGGAUCGAUCCUGGAAGUGCCGUGGCCACGGGAUCGUGGUUUCGAGCUUGCUUGUGGGCGGAGGCGAACAAGUUCUUAAUCUUUGGAAAUCGCAAUGGCAAUUUGGUAGAAGAUUAUAAUCGUCGUCUUCUCAGCUGGGAUCAUGUGGCAGUCAUUGACCUCGAGGCAUUCGGGAUUUACCAGCCUCCGCAACUGCAAUUGGAUAUCCCGAUGCAGGAGUUUGGUCUAUCAGCACUGGAGGAGGGCGUUCUGACCGAUUUCGAGAUUGUUUGCGAUGAUGGACGCAAGGUCAAAUGUUCAAGGAAAACUCUUGAAGAGAGGUGGCCAUGGUUUAAGGAUCAGCGGCUGAAGUUUUUGGAGCGAGCUCAGCAAGCGAUUGAGAUCAUGCCGUCGUCCUCUAUGGAUGUAGGACUUCCUGAGCUCCCAGGUUCCGUGGAACCCGCAGAUUCUCGACCAGACCCUCGGCUUACUCCUCGAUCCUUCAACUUAUCAGAGCCAUAUCCCAUUACUCUUGCGCUACUGCAGUAUUUCUAUUCGAUGGCCCUCAUCACACCUUUGCAACAUGCACCCGCGGUGUUGAGCCAGCUAUUAGUGCUCUCAAGUACUUAUAGGAUUACGCACUUGGAAUCCUUAGUAAAACAUGCGAUGCAUCGUGCGCUUUCGAAUUCCACCUCUGUCGGCGUUUAUGAGGUGGCAACUCUGUGCAGUUGUCGCAGCCUGCAGAUUCGAGCUCUCAAAACAGUAAUGUCCUACAGCCAGAAAAGGACCGGUCGCUCUCGCACUGAUAGUAAGAAUGGAGGCAGUGGUCGUAAUGACCCUAGUGAUGGGGAGGGCCAAGGUCGCUCGGGUGAUGGUGUCUCCCCCACUGUUCGCUCGAGAGGAGCUUCAGACGCUAAAUUUCCUAGUCCUUCUGAGCAGAACAGUGCAGGAACGUCUUCCAUUAGAGGGUACACAGCGAACCUCAAUAUUCUCACUGAUGGAGCAUCAUAUCAAAUAUCGGCAAAUUCCGUGGUCAAGGCUUCUCAAUUCAAGCGUUCAUCUCAUAAACCUACGCUCUCUGGCAGCAGCACUUUGAAGCCUGCUCGAAGAUCAGCCAUGUCGUACCACAGCAGGUCCUUCAGCGCUGUCUCCGAUUCCACAGACCAUGAAAUCUGUGCAUUCGCAGACCUUUUAUCUCCUCAUGUUUCCAACUCGCGCAGUUUCGGCCAGGAGCAGGAGGAGAUAGGCGUUGCCCUUGACGAGCAAUAUGACGAGUUCCUUCAGAACUCCCCAUAUCGCGUCGGUAAGGCAGCGACGGGUGCUUAUCUACUGGUCACGCACGAGGAACCGUCAUCUCUUGCAUAUACAUCAUCACAAUCCCACUCUCCUUUAUCGAACGUCAAUUCCUUUCACUCAGAAUCAGAGUAUGAGCCAUCAUCAGAUGACGCAUACGCUCAACACCCUUACAUUCCUUCGUACACAAGCUAUCCAUCGUUUCAUUUACCUCGCUCUCGAACUCGUACAAGGACUCAAUCAAGUCCGGGCCAGAUGAAUGCCAGCGACAGCGACACGCCAUCACUUUCUUCCUCGACCACCUCCUUCAGCUCCCUGAGUAGCACUUCACGCUAUGCCACAUCUCCACCCAUAAGUCCAUUAAGGACCCCAGUCGACCAUGCUCCAUCAAGUGGUCAGUACCUCACCAUAAUAGAGGAACCGCUGGUCGAGGAUCAGGAGUAUAACCGGCGUCUCUCUCAAAAUUCAGGGAGCAUCAUAUUUGCCCCAAUGGAGUUUGCGCCCCCUCCUCCCGAAUUACAGCCGAGCGCCAAACCCAAAGAGACACCACGGACGAAAUCACGUCCCGCCAACAUUGACAGCUUGAGGCUGAACGUGGUAAAUUCCAAUUACAUCAGUCAAACCAGCAGAUCAGCUUCGGCAUCCUCCUUGGGCGUCACAUCCCCCUCGGCACAGUCAUAUAAGACUCUCUCGAGUCCUCGCGCGCCCAGUAGUCUUUCAUUUGGCCGUAUGUUAUCGGGGGGUUCAUCAAAAUCCAAAACUGUACCACCGCUGGUGGAGAUACGUCCAUCAUCACCGACGAGCGUUGCUACGAUACGUAAAGAGACUCAGCGGGAGGAGAAAAUGCGCAAGGCUGAUGAGAAGCAGAAAAAGAAGGCAGAGGCGAAAGCUCGAACAGAACGCUUGGCUGCUGAUUUGAAAGAAAAACAAAAGCGAAAGGCUACUGCUCAUGAUAGGCAGUCUGUGCACUCCAACAGAUCCGGGGACCGCAGACAAGCAUGGGACAGUGACGCAUGCAUGUUCGGUGGGCUGGGGGCGCUGUAA
This is a messenger RNA of Serpula lacrymans var. lacrymans S7.9, 3360 nucleotides long. RefSeq lists its product as uncharacterized. The coding region runs from base 1 to 3360 and encodes 1119 amino acids. Gene Ontology annotation, molecular function: protein binding. The record is from RefSeq and is a predicted model, not a curated record. NCBI's taxonomy places the organism in Eukaryota, Fungi, Basidiomycota, Agaricomycetes, Boletales, Serpulaceae. Gene Ontology annotation, biological process: cell redox homeostasis. Gene Ontology annotation, cellular component: mitochondrion; cytosol. The transcript has 8 exons.